AUGGCAGCAGCGGCCGCUGCUCCGGAAAACGUUUCGAGUGUCUUCGACUUCCCGGAAUACCCACCGCCGAUGACGCCUCCUCCGAACCAGACGCUCGCGGACUCCGUCGCGCCUCUGCCUGCGAAUGAGCUCAGCGGUGACCCGGCGCUGAAGAACUUGAAGAUUCACUUCGAUACCGGGAAGUUCGGCCCGCCGGUCGAACUCGUGCACGCCUACUUUGAUUUCUGGCCGACGGGCGUUGCGGUGAGCAGCAAUGGAAGGAUAUUCACUUCCUUUCCGCGCGGCAAUGAAACCUUCACGCUCGCGGAGGCUAACACCGCCACCACCGAGGUGCCGUUCCCCGACCAAGAUUCGAACACACCUGAGGCAUUUGUCAACACGACGAACCCUGGCUUCAGCAUUGCGACCGAGAAAUUCCUCCUAGUCCAGGCGGUCGUCGUUGACGGACUGGACCGCAUCUGGGCCCUUGACGUCGGGCGGCCGCGCGUGAACGGAACGACGCUCAUGGCCGCCUCCCCGGGCGGCCCCAAGCUCCUCGGCUUCCACCAGAACGGCACGCGAUUCGCGACCUUCACCUUCCCCGCCUCGGUCGUCCCCGCCGACUCGUCGCUGAACGACCUGCGCAUCGACCUGCGCGGCGACGGCUUCGCAUACCUCCCGGACAGCUCGCCGCAGCGCCCGGGGCUCGUCGUCGUGAACCUGCGCACGGGCGUGUCGUGGCGGCAUCUGGACAACCACCCCUCGGUGACCGUGCAGGUCGAUCUGAUCUCGUUCCACAACGGAGUUCCGAACUACAUCCAUCCGCCGAUAUCGCCGUUUGCAGUGACGCCGUUCAAUCGGUUCGCGGCGGAUGGGGUGGCCCUGUCCUCAGAUGGCGAAUUUUUCUACUUCGCGCCGUUGUCUGCGCGCAGGCUGUUCCGCAUCCCUACGUCGUUCUUGAAGAUCCAGCCAUCUGCGGUUAAUCCUAACGCAAUCAUCCUGGCCAAUCAGGCGGUGCAGGACUUGGGAGAUACUGGGAGCCAUCUUAACGGGCUCGAGAGUGACGAUCAGGGUUUCAUCUACCUGACCGCCCCAGAGCACAACGCGAUCAACCGCUUCAACCCGAAGACAGGCAUGAUCGAGCCGUUCGUCCGCAACCCGUUCAUCCAGUGGCCGGACACUCUCGCCGUCGCUUCCCUGAAGUCCGGCGGAAACUUCCUGUACUUCACUUGCAACCAAUUGUGGCUGAGUCCAGACUAUCAAAAUGGGACCGACCUGCGCACGAAGCCGUACGCUAUGUUCCGUGUCCCGAUUGAGGGUGGGAAGGCAAACCAGCUGUGAAAGGCAGAGCGUCGGUAGCGAUGAUGCCGAGUGGUUUGUCUGUCUGAUCGUUAUGCAGCGCUUCCUAUAUCAUCUACCUGUCGAACGACUUCCAUAGCGCUUUGCCGAGUAUCGUCGCAGCUUCGAUGUGGAGGCGAGUCCCCACAUUUGAAAGAGGCGCG
This is a messenger RNA of Trametes versicolor FP-101664 SS1, 1481 nucleotides long. RefSeq lists its product as uncharacterized. The coding region runs from base 1 to 1320 and encodes 439 amino acids. The record is from RefSeq and is a predicted model, not a curated record. Lineage: Eukaryota; Fungi; Basidiomycota; Agaricomycetes; Polyporales; Polyporaceae. The transcript has 12 exons.